AUGUUGGUUUUAGCAUUGUGUCUGGGACUUUUUAGUACCUUCACUGUUUUAGUAGUCAGGUUUUUUUAUUUGAAAGUCCAGUGUUGGUUUUGUGGACAUACUGCCUUCACAUCAUGGAGUAGAAAGACAUCGUUUGUUUGUCAACAAUGUGGUCAGUAUAAUGGAUUUAAAAGUGAUGGUGAUUACAACAAAGUUAUACCAUCUCAGUUCAUUGCCGAGUUAAAUCCAGUUAAUUUCAAUAAGGCUCACGGUACGUUUUCAUCACAUUCUGAUGUAUUGUGCCCGGACUGUACACGUAAUCAAAAUACUAUUGUCCAAAAGUUGUCGGAGUAUACCCCGAAAAAUGACAAGUCGGAUGAAGAAAUCAAAGAAUACACUCGCCUGCUGGAGUUGGAAUAUGGUUUGUGUUCAAGUUGCUAUCAAAAAGUUAAUAAUAAACUUAGGCAGUUAGAUUGUAAAUUAUUACCAAGUUUCAUUGAAUGGUGGCAUAAUAAACAACGAACAAUUUCUCUGACUAAAAAUUCUAAUUCAUUAAAAACUUAUCGUAAAACUAUUGCAUGGUUUGAAUUAUUAAUUGUCUUACGUAUUAUUAGUAUCUUAUGUUUCAUAUCCAUUAUUACUGGUCCACUUCUAAUUGAAAUCAGUAGACAAACAUGCCUUAUUCAUAUUACAACGAAUAAGUCUUAUCUAUAUAAAUUUGUUGAAUUAUUUUGGUCUAAUCAUUGUCGAUCUUAUUCACGAAGAUAUUGUACUGAAAUAUUGACUUAUUCACAACAUUUCUCUCUUUCUAAUAUUGGUCAAUUAUGGUUUAAUUUAUUAAUGUUUUGUUUACAAAUAACACUUGUUGCUAUGACUAGUUUAAAGCAUGGUAACAAACAUUAUUCAAUGUAUUAUGAUGGUUUAAAAUCAUUAGUCUUAUUGUAUGAUAUUUCAAUGCUUUUAAUUUCAUUGAAUAUUCUCUUAUCAUCAUCUUCAGUAAAUAAUGAUAGUUUUAAUCUAAUGAAUAGUAUGAUAUGGUCUACUACUUCAUUUACUCAUAUUACACUAUUAGGUGUAUUUGUUUUGUUUAUUUCAUUCAUUAUUAUUAUUUAUGGAAUUAGAAUAUGGUUAUCAUUCUUUCUUAAAGAUUGUAUGUCACAACAGAAAGAACUAAAAGAUACUUGGCCUAGUGAUGUUAAAUUACCAUGUCUUCAAUCAAUUGAUAGUAUAAGUUAUUAUUCAACACCAAGUCAUUAUUCUACAAAUUGUACAAUGAACUCUUUAAAUUCAAGUAGAAAAUCUCUUGAAGAUGAAUUGGCUGAUACAAAAUUAUAUUCAACAAAUAAAUAUGAUAAUAUAUUUCGACCGUCUGUUCUAAGUGGUGGCGGUGGUGGUGGUGGUUCUGGUAGUAAUAAUAUUUCUCCUAGUGUUAUUAGUUCUCAAUACUCGAAUGUGAAUUCUCGACAUUCAUUUACAUCUUCUAAUUUAUAUUCAACUCGUUACAAUCCAAUGAAACAACAACCACCGCCACUACCACCACCAUCACAACAACAACAAAUGAUUGAAUCUUGUCGAUCUGAUGAUGACAAUUUAAGUUGUAUGACAAGUAUUAGUCAUUAUAAAUCAAAUAAUCCUAAUUGUUAUACACUUGAUUAUCAUUCAACUAAUCAUUUACCUACUUAUUUAUCACAAUCUAAUAUUAAACGUAAAACUAUUUCAUCAAAACGUAAACGACGAACUGGUCUUCUACAUUUUAUAUUAUGUUUAUUAUUUGGUCGAUUAGAAACAUGGAAUGAUGUACGGUUAGAAUUAACUUGUUUAGCAAAUGCAGUAUUCCUUAGUAUUGUAAUUUAUUGUACAUGUCGACUUAUGUUUUGUCUUGUUAGUGUAUUUGAUGCUUAA
Molecule: messenger RNA, 1881 nt
Organism: Schistosoma margrebowiei
Lineage: Eukaryota; Metazoa; Platyhelminthes; Trematoda; Strigeidida; Schistosomatidae
Source: the annotation of a GenBank genome assembly